CUAACACAACACCCACUGGAGAGAGAGAGAGAGAGAGAAUGGGGAGGAGGGCGUGGAGUGCCAAGGAAGGGGUGAAGAGAGGGGCAUGGACGAGCAAGGAGGACGAAACCUUGGCCUCCUACGUCAAGGCGCAUGGCGAAGGCAGAUGGAAGCAAGUCCCACUGAAAGCUGGUCUGCGGCGGUGCGGCAAGAGCUGCAGGCUGCGGUGGCUGAACUACCUCCGGCCGAGCAUCAAGCGGGGCAACAUCUCCGACGACGAGGAGGAGCUCAUCGUCAGGCUCCACAGGCUCCUCGGUAACAGGUGGUCGCUCAUCGCGGGCAGGCUGCCCGGCCGAACAGACAACGAAAUCAAGAACUACUGGAACAGCACCCUUGGCCGGAAGGCGCUCCCGGAGCGAUCUGCCACCAGGAUGGUCAGCACGCCAUGCGCCUCCCCCGGCUCCGUCUCCUCCAACUCCGGGGCUGCUACAAGCUCCAACGCUGCGACGCCCCCGUUGUCGGCCGCAGUGUGGGCGCCCAAGCCCGUGAGGUGCACGGGCGGCCUCUUCUUCCACGGGGAUGCGCGGGCCGUGGGAGGAGACGGAGAUGAGUGCAGCGGCAGCAGCUUGGUGGCAUCGUCGGGCGGUGGCGACUGGAUGGACGACGUUAGAGCCUUGGCGUCGUUUCUUGAGUCCGACGACGACUGGGUCAACUCCCUGCAGAUGGCGGGUUAACGCUCACACUUGUUUUCAGCACGUGCACGUUUAUCACUACGUACGAACAGGGAGCUGUAUCGUACCCCACAAAUGUAGUACGAUACAGCUCCAUGUACGUACGUAGGCUUCGUGCUGAGUACUGACUAAUGAGAGUAGCUACCUGUGACUUCUAAUCAUACUCACACUCUCUCGAGCUGUUUAGAUGGAUGGUGUAUAAGUGGGUGUGUUCAGCCGAAUAAGUGUAUGUGUGCCUACACGAGCAUCCACAUUUUGUAUUGUAUUUUUA
This is a messenger RNA of Triticum aestivum (bread wheat), 981 nucleotides long. RefSeq names its product anthocyanin regulatory C1 protein. The record is from RefSeq and is a predicted model, not a curated record. Gene Ontology annotation, cellular component: nucleus. Gene Ontology annotation, molecular function: transcription cis-regulatory region binding. The transcript has 2 exons. Lineage: Eukaryota; Viridiplantae; Streptophyta; Magnoliopsida; Poales; Poaceae. Gene Ontology annotation, biological process: cell differentiation; regulation of DNA-templated transcription. The coding region runs from base 39 to 713 and encodes 224 amino acids.